Molecule: messenger RNA, 940 nt
Organism: Chroicocephalus ridibundus (black-headed gull)
Lineage: Eukaryota; Metazoa; Chordata; Aves; Charadriiformes; Laridae
Gene: EFCAB10
Product: EF-hand calcium binding domain 10
Exons: 4
Coding region: 33-419 (128 amino acids)
Molecular function (GO): calcium ion binding
Source: RefSeq, a predicted model, not a curated record
GCGGGGCGCGCGCGGUCUCCUGGCAACGCGGGAUGGCGGCGGGCGAGCGGCAGUGCCGCGACUACCUGGAGCGGCACCGCAUCCCCGAGCUGCUCCACCGCCUCGGCGCGCUGCUGCUCUACCACCGACCCGAAAGACCACGCGAGUUCCUGAUCCAGGCGCUGGAAAGGGUGAAGGCUGGAAAGCGGGCCGAGGGGGAGUACCCCUACCUCAUGGACGAGGCCAACCUGGCCGCCAUGUUCCAGCUGCUGGACGUUGUGGGGCAAGGCCACAUCACGGCAGCGCAGUACAGGGAAGCUCUUAAAACUUUGGGACUGAGCACUGAAGAUCUGCAGUUUGGAGAGGAUGCGAAUAUCACACUGGAUGUAUUCAAGGAAGAAGUGAAGAAAAAGAUGCUGGAGAGCUGGGCUGCGUAUUAGUUUGAGCAGUGGUCUGCUAUAUAUAUUCAAAAUAGGCAUCUUGCUCAAUUCUUCUGGUUUGUCAACUGAUUUUUAGCAGUACUCUCUUUUUCUCACCUCCAACACCCCCCAACCCCCCCGCCCCUGUUUGAACAAGGAUAGGAUAUCCUGAAAAGGAUAAAUGACAAAAACUUGUUCAUGUUUACCCGGCCCUGGAGGGGGAUAUUUUGAGAAUUGCUUUUCUUAAUACAAUUAGGUGGUUAAAAAAAACAACCCUAGAGAUCUCUUUUACACAACUAAAAUAGCAUUUUCAAGUUUCCUCCUACAGUUUGUAGCUUACAGUAAGGGGCUGUUACUUGUUGGCUCAUUACCAUUGAAUAAAAUUAACUUUAUGAGUUGAGCUGUUUCUUAAGUUGUUUUUUGAGCUUGUGUUGUGGUGGUUUUUUUUUUAAGGACCAAUUUCAGCAAGUUAUGACAACUGCCCACAGUUAAAGAAAGGUGGCACUUCCAAGUAAAAUGCCAUUUUCAAACUUACAACACAG